This is a messenger RNA of Aspergillus saccharolyticus JOP 1030-1, 885 nucleotides long. Its product is annotated as ribonucleoprotein-associated protein. The transcript is spliced from 3 exons. Gene Ontology annotation, cellular component: box C/D methylation guide snoRNP complex; small-subunit processome; U4/U6 x U5 tri-snRNP complex. Bases 160 to 537 code for a protein of 125 amino acids. Gene Ontology annotation, molecular function: RNA binding. The record is from RefSeq and is a predicted model, not a curated record. Gene Ontology annotation, biological process: maturation of SSU-rRNA; mRNA splicing, via spliceosome. Lineage: Eukaryota; Fungi; Ascomycota; Eurotiomycetes; Eurotiales; Aspergillaceae.
CGGACGGAGACCUUCAACUUGACCACUGCACUUUCUUUACCCUCCUCCUUUUCUCCAGCAUCUCGACCUGCACCGCGGCAGUGAUCCUUUGCGUGAGCCUGCUUCUACGAUAGACCUCUGACAUCUUUUGUCUGCUCAUAAAUUCACCCAUCUUCUACCAUGGCUGACACCUCUGCUGCCUGGCCUCUGGCCGACGAGAGCCUAACCCAGAGCCUUUUGGAUCUUGUCCAGCAGGCUUCCCACUACCGCCAGCUCAAGAAGGGUGCUAACGAGGCCACCAAGACCCUUAACCGUGGUACCGCCGAGUUGGUCAUCCUUGCUGCCGAUACCUCCCCUCUCGCCAUCGUCAUGCACAUCCCUCUGCUCGCCGAGGACAAGAACUGCGUCUACGUCUUCGUUCCCAGCAAGCUCGCUCUCGGCCGUGCCUGCGGUGUCUCCCGCCCCGUCAUCGCCGCCAGCAUCACCACCAACGAGGCCAGUGAUCUGAUGGGCCAGAUCCGUACCCUCAAGGACAAGGUUGAGAGACUUAUGCUGUAAAGCCGUCUAUGCUUCGCUUGGAAUGAGUCUGGGUGGAAAAACCUCGUCAUCACCUAUACUCAGUUCCAUCGAGUUUGAUAUCUAUUUCAAAUCUAUCUUCCAUAUACCCCUGUGUGUGCGGGCGAAGAUAGGGAAUGAGCUCGGGUAUUGGGGACUGGGUUGAUGGAGUCAUAGUGGAAGGUCUUUUUUGUUUCUUUUCUUUUUGCUCAGGUCCUUUCUUUGUAAAAGGGACUUCCAGAACAUUUUUCUGGAUUCAAAUGGGUGAAAUUUAUAUGGACCUCUGCUAUACUCGAAUUAGACAGUUAUUAGCUUAAAUGUCGAAUUUUACGAUACACGCCUUGCAAUGGG